AGGUUUGAACAGAGAGAGAGAGAUGCUGCUGGGCUGAGUGGACCGAACGGAUCUGACAACAGAGGCAGAACGUACACGAGUGUCUGUGGCCGGUAGUUCGAGGUCCGCCGCGGUCAGUCUGACACGUCCAGUCGGAACAUGGUUCAGCAGACCGAACAUGGCGGGGUGGUGAUCAACAGCGGAGCCGCCGACCCGGAGGAGAGCGAGCUGCUGGCGGCCUCGGCGUGCAGCCCCGUGCCGGUGAAGCCGGACUGGUGCAAAACCGCUUCGGGUCACAUUAAACGGCCCAUGAACGCCUUCAUGGUCUGGUCGAAGAUCGAGAGGAGGAAGAUCAUGGAACAGGCACCGGACAUGCACAACGCAGAGAUCUCCAAGCGGCUCGGGAAGCGCUGGAAGAUGUUAAAGGAGACCGAGAAGAUCCCGUUCAUCCGGGAGGCGGAGCGGCUCCGACUCAAGCACAUGGCCGACUACCCGGACUACAAGUACCGGCCCAAGAAGAAGCCCAAGACGGAGGGCUGUGCGUUUCCUGCGGGGAAGCCAGCCGCUCCGUCCCCGGAGAAAGCCGGCGGUAGACCCGGGAAUAAGGGCCACGCUGCCGCCAAGAAAUUCUCCAGGUUGAAGCCCAGCAAGCCGGCGGUCGGUCCGGACCGAGCCAGCAGCCAGCUCCCGCAGCACCCGGACCCCCGGUACCGGUAUGUGUUGACCACCAGCUUCAAAGCCAAUAAGCCCAUUAAACGGGAGUUUACGGAUGAUGAGGAGGAAGAGGAGGAGGAUGAAGACGACUCCGAGGAGGAGCAGGAGUUUAAGGCGGACGAGGAUGACGAGCCGGCCCGGUACUGCCUCUCCAAGAUGCCGGCCCGCCUGAGCUCCGCCGGCGGCGACCCGGAGGUGACCAGCAUGUACGACUCAUCCGGUCGGCUCUUCUACAGCUUCAAGAACAUCACCCGGCAGGGUACCGGUACCUCAUCAUACCCGGCCUCCCUCUCACCAGCAUCCUCGUCCCGGUCCGGCUCCACCUCGUCCUCCUCCUGCUGCGGGGAGGACCUGGACGAUCUGCCCGCGGAGGGGACCGACUUCACCCUCAGCCUCGUGGCCGGCUUCCAUGCCUCCUCCGAGCCAUGGAACUCGUCUUCUAGCUCGGCCCCGGGGAACCUGAGCCUGUCCCUGGUGGACAAAGACCUGGACUCGUGCAGCAGUGAGGGCAGCCUCGGGUCCCACUUCGAGUUCCCGGAUUAUUGCACCCCGGAGCUCAGCGAGAUGAUCGCCGGGAACUGGCUGGAGGCGAACUACUCGGACCUGGUGUUCACGUGUUGAUCCGGGAUAUUUGUCUCCAGCUGGAAAGGAGUUCUGGAGCUCCAGGGUCAGUCAGGGGCCGGGUGGCUGUCUUGGGGAUCCGGACAGGAUCCCGAACUGGACUCACUCUGCUGCAGUUCUUCAGCAGAACGUGAAUGAACUGACUUCACUUCAACAGGGUUUUAUGGAUUCAGUUUUCUGUUGCUCGGGUCAGAACCAGGACCCGACCUAUGCAUUCCCGUCCAGCUCAGACUGACUCUGAUGUAUGAGGACGUUCAAAUGUUUGUUCUGUGUCGGAACCUUCAGGAGUGUUCUACUGACUCCUCACACGGUUUAUUUGAUAUUUAUGAGUUUUCAGCUCCCUCCAGGAAGUGACCAACAGGUAUGGCGGGAAACAUUUUUUGAUAGAACCAGAACCAGAACAUACCUCAUCUUUUUUUAAAAAGUAAAACUAUUUUCAGCCUUAUUUUUGUACAGUCAAAGGGAAAUGACGUCAGGCACUUCUUCUACCACUUUUCACUCUGACUGAUGAAUAUUAAUAUAGUUUGUACCUGAGCAUGUUGAGGGUUCAGAUCCCAGCCUGUCUGCCUUGCUUUACUGCCUUGCUGUUUUAAAGCGUGUACAGAACCGGAAGCUUGUUGUAUAUGUUGUGUAAGAUAGUUAAAGUUUGAGUGUGAGUGAGGAGAGAAGUGGACUUUUGUUUUUUAUAUCAUCAACAGGCACAUUUUUGUUUCACUCAUUAUUUUGUGCAAUAUAAAGAAAAGAGGAACAUUAAAGGCGCAUUCUGAGUUUUUUGUUUGGCAGCAGAGGAGCUGACAUCUGUUUGUGACAACUGAAUAAAUCAGCUGGAACUGA
Messenger RNA from Acanthopagrus latus (yellowfin seabream), 2148 nucleotides. Its product is annotated as transcription factor SOX-11-like. Gene Ontology annotation, biological process: neuron differentiation; negative regulation of transcription by RNA polymerase II; anatomical structure morphogenesis. Bases 139 to 1314 code for a protein of 391 amino acids. Gene Ontology annotation, molecular function: DNA-binding transcription activator activity, RNA polymerase II-specific; RNA polymerase II cis-regulatory region sequence-specific DNA binding. Lineage: Eukaryota; Metazoa; Chordata; Actinopteri; Spariformes; Sparidae. The transcript is spliced from 2 exons. The record is from RefSeq and is a predicted model, not a curated record.